AUGGGUGGUGAAGACACGUCUCGCUUUAAAUCAGUUGGCAACCUCGAGACCAGUGUCCUGCAGAGUCCCGUCUUCUCCAAGCAGCCCGGCAGCAUCGUGUAUCCUGUGGAAACGCUGGAGCGGAGCAGGGAGGUGGUGUUCAGCUGCGAAGCCCAGGGAAGCCCACCUCCCAUGUACCGGUGGAAACUGAACGGCACAGAAAUCAGUCACAAAUCUGGAUCUCACUACAGCCUCUCUGGAGGCAACCUCAGAAUCAACCGUCUCAACAAGGACCAGGACGCUGGAACGUAUCAAUGCCUCGCCUCCAACUCCUUUGGGACCAUCGUGAGCCGAGAGGCCAGUCUAACCUUUGCAUACUUGGAAGACUUCAAGACCCACAGAAGAAGCUCUGUAUCGGUGCGUGAAGGUCAAGGAGUGGUUCUGCUGUGUGGCCCCCCACCGCACUCUGGAGAUCUGAUAUUUUCCUGGAUCUUCAACGAAUACCCAACAUUUGUGAAGCAGGAUACGCGUCGCUUCAUCUCACAGGAGACUGGGAAUCUGUACAUCGCCAAGGUGGAGCCCUCAGAUGUCGGAAACUACACCUGUGUGGUGACCAACUCCGUCACAAAGACAAGAGUCCAGGGUCCACCCACUCCUCUGGUGCUCCGCAGUGAUGGUGUGAUGGGUGAAUAUGAGCCAAAGAUUGAAGUUCAGUUUCCAGAGGUGGUUCACGUCUCCAAAGGAUCCACCGUCAAGCUGGAAUGCUUCGCCCUGGGAAACCCGGUUCCCUCUAUAAACUGGAGGAGAGUGGACGGCGUACCGUUCCCCAGGAAGGUGGACAUGAGGAAAGCCAGCGGUGUCCUGGAGAUCCCAUACUUCCAGCAGGAGGACGCGGGCACGUACGAGUGCGUGGCCGAGAACUCCAGAGGAAUGAACACAGUGAAAGGAAAGCUCUCUUUCUACGCCCCCCCUCAUCUCAUUGAAAAACCUGAAGAUGCGCAGAAGCUCAUUGAUGACUCGCUGGUGUGGGAGUGUAAAGCCACAGGGAAGCCGAAGCCUUCUUACAGGUGGAUGAAAAAUGGAGAGAGCCUGGAUUCUGCUGAGGAGCGCAUACAGGUCGCCAAUGGGGCAUUGACCAUCAACCGCCUGACCCUGUCCGACACGGGAAUGUACCAGUGUGUGGCUGGGAACAAGCACGGCGAGGUCUUCUCCAACACAGAGCUACGAGUUAUAGCCGUUGCCCCAGAUUUCACUCACAAUCAACUGAGGAGCCAGACGCUGGUGAAGGUAGGAGGAGAUGUGCUCAUCGAGUGCCGGCCGAAGAUGUCUCCUUGGGGUGUGAUCUCUUGGCGGAAGGGCAGCGAACCACUCCGAGAAAAUAACAGACCGGCCCAGCGGCCUCGUGGCAGACAGGGGUCAGCCAUCGGGUGUCACCGCUCUAGCAUGACUCGGCUCUAG
This is a messenger RNA of Platichthys flesus (European flounder), 1437 nucleotides long. Its product is annotated as contactin-3-like. Lineage: Eukaryota; Metazoa; Chordata; Actinopteri; Pleuronectiformes; Pleuronectidae. The record is from RefSeq and is a predicted model, not a curated record. The coding region runs from base 1 to 1437 and encodes 478 amino acids. The transcript is spliced from 11 exons.